This is a messenger RNA of Corticium candelabrum, 2641 nucleotides long. RefSeq lists its product as uncharacterized. Gene Ontology annotation, biological process: protein localization to ciliary inversin compartment. Gene Ontology annotation, molecular function: protein binding. Gene Ontology annotation, cellular component: ciliary inversin compartment. The record is from RefSeq and is a predicted model, not a curated record. The coding region runs from base 719 to 2641 and encodes 640 amino acids. Lineage: Eukaryota; Metazoa; Porifera; Homoscleromorpha; Homosclerophorida; Plakinidae. The transcript has 13 exons.
UUGCCGGAACUUGUGAAAAAGCUAAAACCGUCGUCACUGCUGGAAGAAUUACGUGCUGGCGACCUCAUAUCUGCUGAAGAUUGCAAUACUUUGCGACUUCCCUGUUGGACGGAGGAGGACCGCUCUCGAAAAUUGUUAUAUGAAAUCUUACCUUACAAGGGAGACGAUGUUGUCGAUCGCUUUCGACAAAUCCUCCUGAAAGUCCAAGGACAAACACAUAUUGCAAAAGAAGUUUUGCAGGUGAAAAUCAUGCCCAAGUCUUCUACUGAAGAAGCAGAGAAAACGCCACAACAGACAGGUACUAAUGAAUUUGAAGCAUCCACACCCGCUAGUACACUGUCAGAGGCGGGGUCUCAUUGGGACCAGCCAGAGCCGCUCUGGGACCAGCUGAAGCCUCGUCAUCCUGACCUCAUCAAGGAGCUGCGCCCUAGUCUGUUCUUGGAUGAACUUCGGGCAGACGGUUUAGUUACACGAGAAGAAUAUUUACAGCUACAGCAAGAGUCAAUGAGCGAAGCAGAUCGAUCAGACAUGCUUGUAAGUACAAUUCUUCCACAGAAGGGAAAAGGAUCAUUUGAAGCAUUUUGUAAAAUUUUGAAUAAUGAGGAGAAACAAAAGCAUGUUGUUACUAAAAUUUUGAAAGUUUCAAGUGAGGCCUUGCUGCCGGUCCAUAUCAGUGAGUCUCCAAUCACAACCAAACAGACUGUUGAAUCUGAAGAUCAUGGCAAGAUUAGCUCAUCCAGAAAACGAAGUCGUAUGGAAACAACACCAGACAUGGAAUCUCUUUCAACCAAGUCUAAAAGUCUGCGUGUUGAUGAGACGAUUCGAAGUGCAACGUUUCUAUUUAAAGGAAGACGAGGAGCGUAUCAAGCCUUGGGAGGAUGUUAUUGUAGCUAUGUGUCAACGAUGUUUUAAAAUGUUAGAAGAUGACGUCAUGUUUUAUUAUUGCCUUCCAUCAGUUGGUCAAAAGGUUACAUUUUAUGGUGACGUAGAUUACAAGCUUGCUGUAUUUCAGCUGGAUCAUGUCGCCCCAAGUGUAGUUUCGAAGUACAAGAGUCGGCUAAUUUCACACAUUGCUGGUUUUCUCGAAGUGAAAAAAGGUCUAGUUCAUUACCUAGAAGUACUUGAUGGUUCAGCUGUUGUUCUCUUUCGUAUUGAAAUGAUUGCCUACGUGAGACUUCUAUCUUCUCCAGCAGUGGAAGCACAAUGUAUUACAUUUUAUCAGACAUUGAAACAAACAUUUCCGAAGUUAGUUGCUGUCAAGUUCAAGUUAGGUGGUUUGCCUACUAUACAACUGACAAAUGUAGGAAUCAAGAUUCAAGGUGUUAUGUCUAAGGAAGGGAGCUCAAUUAGAAUAUGGAUGCUGAACAAGAGGAUGUUGUUGUCAUUGUCAACUAUUGCUUCACAAUCUAGAUGUAUUGAGAAACAGGUGGAUUGCUUGUUUCCAACUGUUGAUGCUUUAAGUGAUGAUCUUCGUCCAAAGAAGUUUGAGAAUCAGCUACAAGUUCUAACGUUUCGUAGAGAGCUCUUGGAAGAGACGAACAAACAGAACAUUGUAGUGAUGGAUGCUCUUGGAAACAACAGACCUGACAUUGCACGGCAGGAAAUAUCAGAACGUGACGGUUCGGUUACUGCUUGCUUUACUAGAAUGAAAGUGAGAGAGACGACUGUUGCAAGUGAUGUAUAUCACAAGCUUGAUGAGAUUAGAGGUGUUAGAAAGGACAUAGAGUUGAGAUUACCACAGAAACCACAAUUGCAAGAGUUAACUGCUUACAGUUACUCAUUACAAGAAAGAUUGGAAGCAAUAACAACUAGUCUAACUCUUCUCAAGGAGCAGAAGGAAUUACAAAUUGCUACCUAUUCUGAAAAGAAAAUCAAGGAAAAAAUAGGAAUGAAAGAAGAAGCAAAUUCUGCUGCAGAGCAAACAGCUAGUGACCUUGAAAAAUUGAAACAGAAAGAGGUUACUCAGGUCUCUGAUUUUAGUCAAAGAUACAAAACAGAGGACGACAUGAUGUUAAACUUAUUGAGGAGAAAUAAGGCAGCUGAGCUACAACAGUAUUUGUCUCGGCACCACCCAACAGCUGUACUCUUUUCACCAAUUCCAAGUUGGAAGCCCCCUCUGAAUCCUUUUCCGCAUUUUCUUAUUCUUUAUAUGCUUAAUCUAUAUGUCGAUGAGUAUUUUCCCAUUCAUUUCUCAUGUUGGGAGAAUCAGUUAGAGCUAAUCAAGGUCAUGGCUAAGGCAGAUCCUAAUGUUCUCAAGCAAACUUCUAGUAAAGAUCAUGUGUCACCAUUUCUAUUGGCAAGUGCUGCCGGGAACGUAAGUGUUUUGGAAUUUCUAUAUGAAAUGGAUGCACAAUCGUUGCACAUGAAAGAUUUGGCAAACCAAACAGCGCUACAUUAUGCUUGCACUGGAUAUAAUAUAUCAACUGUUGAAUGGCUGAUACAAAAGGGAAUGACACUUGAUGAUCAAAACAAGAAUGGCUGGACAGCAUUACAUUUUGCCUGUACGAGAGAUGAUUAUUUAACAAUCAAAUUGCUGAAAGAGAAAGGAUGUGACAUAAAUGUAAAAGACAAGGUAAAGCUUGAUGCUCUUUUCAGCUUUAUUAUUUUUAUUUAUUUGCAGGAUACUUGUUGCCUGUAUUAA